This is a messenger RNA of Chrysoperla carnea, 3036 nucleotides long. It is a transcript of the gene Sec8, whose product is annotated as exocyst complex component 4. The record is from RefSeq and is a predicted model, not a curated record. The transcript has 12 exons. The coding region runs from base 48 to 2948 and encodes 966 amino acids. Gene Ontology annotation, cellular component: synapse; growth cone membrane; exocyst. Gene Ontology annotation, biological process: Golgi to plasma membrane transport; chemical synaptic transmission; exocytosis. NCBI's taxonomy places the organism in Eukaryota, Metazoa, Arthropoda, Insecta, Neuroptera, Chrysopidae.
UGUUUUUUUAGAAUACAUAUAUCGAAUAAAACAAAACUAAAAUUAAAAUGAGUGUAAUUAAUGUUCCAACGAAACCACCAAGGGGCGUAAAACAUGCCAAGGAAACGAGUGGACUAUUAAUGUCCGUAAUUAGUACACUAUCAGCCAGUGAAACCAAUGAACAACGUGAUCGUGAACGCUCAAAACUAGAAUCAGAAUAUAAACGAUGCGAUGCGAAAUUGGAUGAACUUAUUUCGACUCACGAUGGAGAUUUAUCGAAGGUAAUGCAACUAUUUACAACCUUAUCAGUGGAAGUGAAUGCAUCACGGGAGAAAAUUCAUGCGAUUAAAGAAAAUCUUCAUGCUUGUAAAACGCUACUAGGAUGUCGUCGAGAUGAGCUUUUGAAAUUAUGGUUAGAAGGUGUUGAACAUAAACACAUGCUUCAAUUACUCGAGGAGAUCGAACAAAUGAACGAAGUUCCUGCACAAUUAAAUUCCUAUUUACAAAAGAAACAUUACUUACAUGCCACAAAACUAUUAGUAAAUGCAGUGUCACUUGGUAAAAGCACUUUAGAGGGUGUUGAAGCUCUGCGUGAAUUAGCCGGUGUCUUAGAAUUAAAAAAGAAACAAUUACAUGUGAAGUUAAUCGAAGAACUCAGUCGCCAUUUAUAUUUACGAUCAAGUCAAGAAGGUUUUCAAUUCCGUCGUCAGGGUUCAGGACGUGAUCCUGCACUGUUGGCAUCACCAUUUCAACGUGAAGCUGAAUUACGUGCUUCAUCGCGACGUAAAAAUGAAUCAAAAGUAAAACGUACGUUGUUAGAUGUCAGCAAUAGUUCAGAUCAAAAUCGAGCGGAAAAUGUUAAACAAUAUGAAAUUAUUGAAAAUUUACAAGGUGAUCCAGAAGCAGACUCAGAUCAUUUUAUGGCAAUUUUAGUUGAAUGUUUAGCAUUAUUAGAAAAAAUUCCCGAGACUGUUGAAAAAAUAAAGAGUAACAUUCAAUUCGAGUUAAAAACAAUAAUUAAGCAUACAACAAAAGAAAUCAUUGAUAUGAAUGCAGCACAAGGAACAAAUCAAAAUAAUUUAUUAUUAGAAUUACUAGAAACAAUUUUUAUACAAUUUCGUUAUGUGAGUAAAAGUCAUGAUUGUCUGUUAAAACAUUUAACACGGGCUGUUAAACAUCAUCGUAUUGAUGUACGAUUAUACGAAAAAUCUACAUUUUGGUUGGAAUUACAAACAGUGCUUCAAACAUUACUUACAAGCUACUUAGAUAUACCAAAUAUAGCUGUAGAUCAAAUCCAAUCAAAUGAAUUUUCCGAUACAACAGAAAUAUCAAGUUAUUUUUCACGACGAAAGAACCAACCGAGGAAAAAAGGUUCAUUAUUUACAUUCGAAACAUCAUCAAAUGUUCUUAACAAUUAUUUAAGCGAAACAAUUAUUGGUCAAGUGGGAAAUAAAGAUGAACAAUUUGUUUGUACACCAGAUCCAAAUCAUAUAAUUGCUAUUUUUAUUCCAUUAAUAAAGUUUGUUAAGGAAAUUGAACAGAUUUUGGGAUCAUCCUCAUCGCAAAAUACUCUUACAUUGAAACGUUUUAUUUCCGAUUACGUCACGGAUGUAUACUUAAAUCGCAUCAAGAAAAAAAUCACAAAUGAAAUCGAUAUGGCCGUACGCACAUCCGAUGCUUGGAAAAUUGUCAUCUCUCCAGAUGUAAUGUCCGAUUUAAAUGUCACAAAACCAUUAUUACAAAGUGCAAUUACUGUCGGUAAUUGUAUGCGAGAAUGGCAAUUAUUAAUGGAUAAUUUACCCCCGUAUGCAAGUCGGAUCGCUCAAGCAGCUUUACAUGACUUGCAAUCGUAUCGUGAUAUAUGCCGUGAUGCGUAUCAAGGAAUUGUACAACCACACACCGAAGAUAAGCGUAUUUGUAGUGCAGCCUGGUUAAAUGAUGAAGAUAUUAGUCGAUUCUUAAAAUCAUUACCGAAUUGGAUUAAUUUAAAAGCUCAACGACAUAUUGAAGGAGCAUCGCGUGGUAAACGAACUGGUGCUGGGGCAGGAAGUGUACCUGAUCAUGCGGAUGAGGAAAGUCCAGCGGAUAUACAUCAACGAAAUGUUCGGGAGGCUGAUAUAUUAAUUAGUAAUUUGCGUGAAGGUGGUAUUAAUUCGUAUGAGAUUAUCAGUGAUAUGGGAUCCUUAAAAUGUCUUGCACAGCUUCAAGAGAGCAUGGAAUGGUUUUCAGAUGUUGUAAAAACAUUUAACGACAAAUUAAAAACCGAACCAACAGUGACUGACUACGAUGAUUUAAGUAUUGAACAUUCCGAUGUGGAGAGUAUCGUGAAACUUUUAAAUACAUUGAGCUUAGAUUUUGAUGAACAAGCUGAUACCAGCUUGUUAUUGUUACAUUUAGAAGUGCGUGUACAAUGUUUUCAUUAUUUGCUGUCAAAACCUGAUUCAAAUGGUGGUUUUGGGUCACGUAAUAAUGAUAUUAUGUCAACGCGUGUCAUGUCACAAGAACCGGAUCCAAAAGUGCAACAAUUGGCACGUGUUUUAAGUGCUAUGGAUGAAGCUAUGAAUUCAAGUUUGCAGCCUCACAAAUGCAAGUACAUUUUCGAAGGUUUGGGACAUUUAAUCUCAAAAAUCUUAAUAAGUUCAUCACAAUUUAUGAGUAAAAUCAAUGAUUCUGGUAUUGAAAUGAUGUUACGUAAUAUAUUUAUCUUACAACAAACGUUAACAAAUAUAACAAUGAGUCGUGAGAUCGCUUUGGAUCAAGCACGUCAUUACUUUGAACUCUUCUAUUUAUCACCAGAGGAAAUUCUAGCGAAUGUUAUGGAAAAAGGACCAGAAUUUUCAGAACUAGAUUAUAUGAACGCUUUUCAAUUGAUUUAUCGUAGUAAUUCGGAUAAAAUGCAGGGAUCAUCAGUAAAUAUUCAUUUAGAACGUUUAUCAGAGAUUUUAGGCGAAGUUGGUGUUACUGUUUAAAAAGCGGCAAAUAUUUUUUUUAUUUAUUUACAUACACAAAAAGAAAAAAUAGGGAAUAUUCAUGAAAUUUAAAUUUGGUUCAAAUAUU